Messenger RNA from Diaporthe citri, 1914 nucleotides. RefSeq lists its product as uncharacterized. Lineage: Eukaryota; Fungi; Ascomycota; Sordariomycetes; Diaporthales; Diaporthaceae. Gene Ontology annotation, biological process: lipid metabolic process. The record is from RefSeq and is a predicted model, not a curated record. Bases 1 to 1914 code for a protein of 637 amino acids. Gene Ontology annotation, molecular function: triacylglycerol lipase activity. The transcript is spliced from 3 exons.
AUGUCGGUGUUCAUAGGCAUAUGGGGCGUGAUUGUCGAGAUCAUUGACUUCUGGCGCAGGCGAUUCCUAGAAUGGUACCGCCGCAAAGCCCCGGCCGAGCUGUGGCUCGACGUCCUCCGCCAUGCCGAGAUGUACGAGGAGUGGGAGGAGGCCGCCCUCCACCUCGACAACCUGCUGGGGCUCGACCUCUGGCGCUACAACCAGGUCUCGCGGUACUAUGACUACCGCCUCAUCAACGAGCGCCUCGACAGCCUCGCCCUGGCACGGGAGGACCAGGACAUCCACGCCCUGGUGAACCUCCUCCGCUCCGGUCUGGUGCGCAACCUCGGCAACAUCACCGCCACCAAGCUCUACAACCGCAGCUUCGCCGGCUCCAAGUUCCUCAUUGAGGAGUACAUCACGCAGGUGGCAGAGGCCAUCGAGUUCAUUAGCACACUGCCUGCCGUCCCGCCGAGCGGCGUUGGUCUCCUCGGGAGCAACUCCUCCUCCGGCAACGUCGCGGGCCAGGGACCUUUGCCCCCGGCCCAGCCUCCGACCCAAGCCCAGCCACAGACACCCGCUGUCCACUUCAGCGACAACAGCUCCACGACGCCCGGCAGCAAUGCCAGCAACGCCAGCAAUGCGGCUGUCGCGAACAUCAAGACCCCCAUGACGAUGUCAAACCAGAUGAAGCUGGACUUUGUGCACGACACGAGGCAGGCCUUCGGGCGGAGCACGCUUGUGUUACAGGGCGGCGCAAUCUUCGGCCUCUGCCACCUGGGCGUCGUCAAGGCCCUCUUCCUGCGCGGGCUGCUUCCCCGCAUAAUCACCGGCACAGCGACGGGGGCCCUGAUCGCGGCGCUGGUGGCCAUUCACAAGGAGGAGGAGCUACCCGCGGUCCUCAAGGGCGAAGGGGUCGACCUGAGUGCCUUCGCGGCGAAGAACAAGAGCAAAGGCGAUGAUGCUUCGGGAGUGGGAACACGGUCGGGCUCGACUAGGUGGGAGACACUGCUCCGCCGGGUGAAGAGGUUCUAUCGGGAGGGCUACUUCCUCGAUGUCAAGGUGCUGGAGGAGUGUGUGCGUGCCAACGUUGGCGACCUUACGUUCGAGGAGGCUUAUAUCAGGAGCAAGAGGGUGUUGAACAUCACCGUGGCCGCGACUGGUCAGGGUGGCAUUCCGACGCUGCUGAACUACUUGACGGCGCCGAAUGUGUUGAUCUGGACGGCUGCAGUGGCCUCCAACGCCUCUACACCAACAUUCUAUGGUCACCGCGAGACCACAAUCCUCUGCAAGGACCAGGACGGAAAGAUUGUCCCCUGGGCCCCUGCAAAUACAAUCGACUUCCGCCACUGGACACACGUAUCGUAUUCAGACCGGGACUCGCCUUUGAUGCGCAUAGCAGAAUUGUUCAACGUCAACCACUUCAUCGUCUCACAAGCCCGCCCCUACCUUAUUCCAUUCCUACAGUCAGACAUGCACGGGCCCUCACAACACGAAACACGCAAUAAAACGACAUCCAUCACCGCUUUCCUAGUCAGGAUGGUCGGCCUGGAAGUCAGGCACAGACUCCGACAGCUCGACACGCUGGGGCUCCUGCCGACCGGCAUCCGGCGGUUCCUGGUCGACGAGCGGAUCCCGGGCGCCAGCGUGAUGCUCGUGCCGGAGGUGACGGCGGGGGACUUCAUCAGGCUCCUGGAGACCCCGACAAGAGAGACUCUGGACUAUUGGAUAUUGAGGGGCGAGAGGAGCGUCUGGCCGGCAGUCGCGGCGCUCAAGAUUCGGUGUGCCAUUGAGACGGAGCUCGACCGAGCAUACCAAAUGGCGAGAAGGCUAAAGGCCGGAGGGCUGAGGCGGAAGUCCAGCAUCUCCGUGAACAUAUCAGGCGGUGGCAAGGAGAAGAGGCAUCGGGCUAACAGUGUGGGUUCGAGAAAUUGA